CAGGGUGUGUCCCGCCUCUGUGGUGCAAAUGUGCAAAUGGCCCCUCCAGGCAGGGCGGCUGCCGAGCCGAUUUAAACCCCCGGCACCUGGGCCGGCCUCUGUUCCGGAGCCGCUUCCCGUGGCCGGAGAGGACCCUGGGCUGGGGCUGGGGCUGGGACUUCCCUCGUGUCAUGGCCCCCAAGCGCCAGUCUCCGCUCACUGCUCCGACCAAGAAGCCCCGACAGUCUCCGGCCCCCAAGUCCGAGGCAGCGUCCGCCUCGCCCGCCCUGCCCAAGGGAGAAAAAGAACAACAAGAAGCAAUUGAACAUAUUGAUGAAGUACAAAAUGAAAUAGACAGACUUAAUGAACAAGCCAGUGAGGAGAUAUUGAAAGUAGAACAGAAAUAUAACAAACUCCGCCAACCAUUUUUUCAGAAGAGGUCAGAAUUGAUCGCCAAAAUCCCAAACUUUUGGGUAACAACAUUUGUUAACCAUCCACAAGUGUCUGCACUGCUUGGGGAGGAAGAUGAAGAGGCGUUGCAUUAUUUGACCAGAGUUGAAGUGACAGAAUUUGAAGAUAUAAAAUCAGGUUACAGAAUAGAUUUUUAUUUUGAUGAAAAUCCUUACUUCGAAAAUAAAGUUCUCUCCAAAGAAUUUCAUCUGAAUGAGAGUGGGGAUCCAUCUUCAAAGUCCACUGAGAUCAAAUGGAAAUCUGGAAAGGAUUUGACGAAACGUUCAAGUCAAACGCAGAAUAAAGCCAGUAGGAAGAGGCAGCAUGAAGAACCCGAGAGCUUCUUCACCUGGUUUACCGACCAUUCUGAUGCAGGCGCAGAUGAGUUGGGAGAGGUCAUCAAAGAUGAUAUUUGGCCAAAUCCGUUGCAGUACUACUUGGUUCCUGACAUGGAUGACGAGGAAGGGGAAGGAGAAGAAGAUGACGACGACGAUGAAGAAGAAGAAGGAUUGGAAGACAUUGAUGAAGAAGGGGAUGAGGAUGAAGGUGAAGAAGAUGAAGAUGAUGAUGAAGGGGAGGAAGGAGAGGAGGAUGAAGGAGAAGAUGACUGAUCAAACACUGAUGGGUUCCAACCUUCUUUUAUUAUUUUCCUUUUUUUUUUUUUUUUAUUUUUUAUUUUAAAAAAAAAAAUUUUUUUUUUCUCCAGUCCCUGGGAGCAAGUUACAGUCUUCCCCCCCCCCUGUGCUCAGUUGUGCCCUGUUCUUGAACUCUUCUCAAGCACCAUGGUUCUUGACUUACUUUAUGGGAGAUGCCUUGAGCAGAAUACAUUGGGAAAAGGAUCUCUACAACCAUCUGUUCUAAAUUCAUUUUGAUCCCCUCCUGUCUGUCUCCACACAAACUGUAUGGAAUCAACACCACCGUGCUCUGUGGGAAAAAAGAAAACCCUUCUGCUCCCUUUGCUCUGCUGGAAGCUGGAGGGUGCUAGGCCCCUGUGUAGUAGUGCAUAGAAUUCUAGCUUUUUUCCUCCUUUCUCUGUAUAUUGGGCUCAGAGAUUACACUGUGUCUCUAUGUGAAUAUGGACAGUUAGCAUUUACCAACACGUACCUGUCUACUUUCUCUUGUUUAAAAAAAGAAAAAAAAAAUCUUAAAAAAAUGGGGUAUAGAAGGUCAGCAAAGGGUGGGUUUGAGAUGUUUGGGUGGGUUAAGCGGGCAUUUGACAACAUGGCUUCUCCUUUGGCAUGUUUAAUUGUGAUGUUAACAGACAUCCUUGCAGUUUAAGAUGACACUUUUAAAAUAAAAUUCUCUCCUAAUGAUGACUUGAGCCCUGCCACUCCAUGGGAGAAUCAGCAGAACCUGUAGGGUCUUAUUUGGAAUUGACAUUCUCUAUUGUAAUUUUGUUGGUUUAUUUUUAAAUUCUUUUUUGUUUUCACUGGAAAGGAAAAGGUGAUGCGCAGUUUUAAACGUUCAAAGUGUACAAGUUGCUUUGUUACAAUAAAACUACAUGUGUACGCGAA
Molecule: messenger RNA, 1943 nt
Organism: Fukomys damarensis (Damara mole-rat)
Lineage: Eukaryota; Metazoa; Chordata; Mammalia; Rodentia; Bathyergidae
Gene: Set
Product: SET nuclear proto-oncogene
Exons: 8
Coding region: 171-1040 (289 amino acids)
Biological process (GO): nucleosome assembly
Cellular component (GO): chromatin; nucleus
Molecular function (GO): histone binding; chromatin binding
Source: RefSeq, a predicted model, not a curated record